This is a messenger RNA of Candida albicans SC5314, 1872 nucleotides long. RefSeq names its product pheromone-regulated protein (gene PRM1). The transcript has a single exon. Lineage: Eukaryota; Fungi; Ascomycota; Pichiomycetes; Serinales; Debaryomycetaceae. The record is from RefSeq and is a predicted model, not a curated record. The coding region runs from base 1 to 1872 and encodes 623 amino acids. Gene Ontology annotation, cellular component: mating projection tip.
AUGUUUAGAAAUUAUUUGAAUCUUCCUGAAAUCUUAACUCAAGUGUACUUGAACAAAUAUGCUAUCUUGCUAAUACUAAUCCUUAUCAAAUUGAUACUAUUGGAAACUUCCAUCUUAGAUAAUCUUAACCUGGUAUUAUUGGACAAUUCAAUUUGUGACAAUGGCGAAAUUCAGCCUGUGUUGAACACUGUUCAUUAUAUGAUUGUCGAUAGUUUGCAAACAUUAGAGGCCGCGGGUAUAGUAUCAAUAAUUUUAACACUCAAAGUUAUUAAACAAUUAGCGUUGUUUUUCAUCGAAUUGUUUUUUGGGACGUAUAUUUGUUUACUAAAUGCAGCUUUAAAGGGGUCAACAGAGGUAGCUCUUGAUGCAAGCGAAGGUGUUAUUCGAGCUGUUAAUGCUACUGUGGUAUCGGCAACAAAUGACAUUGAGAGCGCUCUAAAGGGUCUUUCCCUGAUUAUUAAUGAUUUGGUGACUGGAUUUAAUGCCAUAAAGAAUAUGUUCACUGGAUCCAAGUCAGACCCAACUCAGUAUCAAAAUAAAAUCAAUAUUACUUUAGGAGAUUUAAAGAGUAAAAUCAUGAUCCCUAGUGAAGUUUUAACCAAACUUGAUAAUUUCAAAAAUUCUAGUUUGUAUGGGUUAUCACAAUUAGGUAAUGGUACUCAAACCAUAGUGUCUACCCCUUUUGAAUUGGCCAUUAAGAAAUUAAACACCAUGAAACUGAGUUAUAACUUUACCACAGGUGCACCAAGUCCCAUCAAUUUCCGUGAAGAGUGUUUGAAAGAUAUGAGUAAAUUAAAGGAUGUACAAACCGACUUAGCAAAGUUAGUUGAAAAAAUUAGCAAAUGGCUUUUUAUUGGUUUAGUGCUUGCUAUGGUGGGCUCCAUCUUGUAUGUGAGUUAUAUCCAAUGGAGACAUUGGAGACGAAUGGACAAAUUUAUCAGUGAAACGGGUAUAGACAAAGAAGUACAAUUUCGCAACCAAUAUAAUAUUUACAACAACUUUUUGAUAUAUACAAUAGUGAAACGCAUGGGAAUAGAACUUAAUGAAAGAACAAUUUGGAUGUUGAGCUUCAUGUUUAGUAAGAUUUCCAGGAAUGUGUUCUUUUUUGGAAUAAUGGGAGUUGUUUCAGUAGUGGCACAAUAUAUUCUACUAAAUUCAGUUCAAUCAUCUAUGAAUAAUCAUAUCAAGUCGUUUGAUAUUACAAGCAACAGUACCUCCAUGUCAGCAUCUACAAUUUAUCUUCGUGAUAUGAACACUUACAUUGAUGAUACACAAGACAAGCUAAAUCAAGAGUUAUUCAGUGGUAUAAAAGAAAUAUCGGUGUCGUUAAACUCGACAAUUGUAGAGUUCUUGGAUAAGCUUAAUGAAACACUAUCUGAUAUAUUUGGGAGUACACCACUAGCAGGACCAAUAAACACGGUUGUCUACUGUACAAUUGGAAGAAAACUAGAAAAGGUUGAAAAGGGUUUAACCUGGAUGAAUGAUAACUUAAAUAUCAACAUACCUUCUAUUAGCAGAGAUAUUGAAGAUGGUUUAUCUCACAUGACAUUUUUACAACCGCAAUCAGUUUUAGCAAGAGCAAAUAAAAUUAUAGAUUUAUACCGAAAAUCUAUAUUGUUAGAGUUAUACAUAAGUCUAGGACUUCUUGGUGUUUGGUUAUUUCAAAUUUUUGUUGGGAGUGCUACACUUACUAUUCGGUAUUGGAAUAGUACCAGACAGGGAAACAAUUCUUACGCCAUUAGUAGCCCACAUGAAUUGUCAGAACAGGAGAAACAAGUAUAUGGCUAUCCUUUGUCACAUCCUUUGAUUGACGGCAAAGACUUAACUACAUCGUCAAGCUUCUAUCCGACUACAGAGGAGAAACUGAAAUAA